AUGCAUUGUCGUAUUAUUGUGUUGAACCAUUGGGGAGGAGGUGAUGGAUGUUCAUAUACUGAAGUGAUCAGUUCAAUGGAAACAGUAAGACAAAUUAAAGAUAAAAUCACAGGACAUUAUAUUCCAACCAAAGUGGAUUACUUUAGUUGUAAGGAAGCUGGAUACAUUUUAGUGGAAGUGCCAGGUGUAGAAAAUAUCGAACUAAAAAUACAUAAUAGAAGUUUAAUAGUGACUGGUGAAAAGAAACCUCUCAUCCCUCUAAACUCUACCGUCUAUCAUAUCAAAAAGACCAAAGAUCAAGAGAUUCAGUAUGGUCCAUUUAUGCGUCAAUUCUUAUUACCACAGAAUCUUCAUAGAGCUGGUAUCACAGCUCAUCUAGAUAAAGGUAUUCUCAAAAUCACACUUCCCAAACAAGAACUUAGUUCAUUUACUUUAAAUAUUGGUCCUCAAGCAAUUCAAAUGGAUCAAUUAUUUUGUAAAUAA
Cavenderia fasciculata is the source of this 483-nucleotide messenger RNA. RefSeq lists its product as uncharacterized. The transcript is spliced from 3 exons. The coding region runs from base 1 to 483 and encodes 160 amino acids. Gene Ontology annotation, biological process: response to salt stress; response to heat; protein complex oligomerization. Lineage: Eukaryota; Evosea; Eumycetozoa; Acytosteliales; Cavenderiaceae. The record is from RefSeq and is a predicted model, not a curated record.